GACCAACCCAGCAGCUGCCAUCUCUCCCGCUGAAGCUCGCCUCCUCACCCUCAGACAUGAAGGUCUCCGCAGCGCUUCUGUGCCUGCUGCUCACAGCAGCCGCCUUCAGCACCCACGUGCUUGCUCAGCCAGAUGGGAUUAACACCUCAGCCACCUGCUGCUAUAAAUUCAUCAAGAAGAAGUUCCCUAAGCAGAGGCUGGAGAGCUACAGAAGCAUCAGCAGCAGCCAGUGUCCCCAGCCAGCUGUGAUCUUCAAGACCAUAUUGGACAAUGAGAUAUGUGCUGACCCCAAGCAGAAGUGGGUUCAGGAUUCCAUGAAGUACCUGGACAAGAAAACCCAGACUCUAAAGCUUUGAGCAUUUGUGCCUCAGCUGAAGCCAAGCCAGUACUUGAGAAACAAAUAAUUUAUAUCCCUGUUCUUUCCAAAAGUUGUUCUGAAGUUAUCAUGUUAUAAUUCUAAGGAACAUGAGCUUUGUGUAAUAAUGUGAUCAUAGUUAUUCUUAAGAAAUGUUUUUUAAAGUUGUUGAUAUUAUAAUUUAAUCUGCCAUGGAUUUGGAGUAAAGCCUUCAACACAUCACAUCAGUUCAGACCCGUAAAAACUGCUGGAUGCUCCUUCCCUCUUUAUCUGGCUGAAGUGCUGUGAAGGUCCUUGCAAGAAUCAAUGCA
Molecule: messenger RNA, 666 nt
Organism: Galeopterus variegatus (Sunda flying lemur)
Lineage: Eukaryota; Metazoa; Chordata; Mammalia; Dermoptera; Cynocephalidae
Product: C-C motif chemokine 7-like
Exons: 3
Coding region: 57-356 (99 amino acids)
Biological process (GO): inflammatory response; positive regulation of ERK1 and ERK2 cascade; G protein-coupled receptor signaling pathway
Cellular component (GO): extracellular region
Molecular function (GO): chemokine activity; CCR chemokine receptor binding
Source: RefSeq, a predicted model, not a curated record